Messenger RNA from Corylus avellana, 1934 nucleotides. RefSeq lists its product as uncharacterized. Gene Ontology annotation, molecular function: ATP binding; ATP hydrolysis activity. Gene Ontology annotation, cellular component: mitochondrion; chloroplast; cytoplasm. The record is from RefSeq and is a predicted model, not a curated record. Lineage: Eukaryota; Viridiplantae; Streptophyta; Magnoliopsida; Fagales; Betulaceae.
GUAAAAAAAAAAAGAAAAAACUCUCUUUUUAUGUCUCUCAGAAGAUAAACACAGCACUAUAUCUAGGUGUGUUCCAGUUUUGUCGGAGUCCUCUGAUUCCGGGGCUCUGUAUAUUUGUGUUAGGCUAUGAACCACUCCUUAAGCUCUUGUUGAUUUGACGCUUGGAGUGGUUAAAGCUUAUUGCUGUUCUAUUGAAAGCCUGGAGUGAAGAUGAGAGCAAUGGCCCGAUCUCUUCGCCACUUUCGAUGUACUUUUCGGCAUCAGAACUUUAAUUACUCUGGUGGUUUUGUGAAACCCCGGAAGCAUUUGAUGGGUAGCAAUACUUUGACUGCAUGUAAACUUACUACCAGUGCUGAAUUCGAUAGAUUUCGAUCCCAUACUUUUAUGAUCUCAAGGUUCUUGUCAGUAGAUGCCGCUGAAGUUACAAAUGGAGAUUUGAAUAGAGCAGGGCCUCUAGUUGAGUAUGAACGAAGAAUUGCUGCUGGCGAACUUGUGGAUGGCGAUAGCUGCCAGGUAGACACCUUAAGAGAACUUCAGAGACUAUACGAUGAACUUGUUGCUUCAGCUAAUGCAUGCCGGUUGGAUCGGUAUUUAGCUUCAGAAAAAGCUGGAAGGAGUAGGUGGUUGUGGUCUCGAUUCAUACCACAAUCUUCAUAUGCACCUGUCAAGGGUCUAUAUCUUUAUGGAGGUGUGGGCACUGGAAAAACAAUGUUGAUGGACUUGUUUUUUGAUCAAUUGCCCUCUAGUUGGAGGAAGAGCAGGAUCCAUUUUCAUGACUUUAUGUUGAGCGUUCAUAGCCGCUUGCAAAAGCACAAAGGUGUGGCAGAUCCACUCGAAAUGGUUGCAGGGGAAAUAUCUGACGAAGCAAUUUUAUUAUGUCUUGAUGAAUUUAUGGUUAACGAUGUCGCUGAUGCAUUGAUACUAAAUCGUCUAUUUAGACAACUGUUCAGCAAUGGUGCUAUUCUUGUUUCCACUUCAAAUCGUGCUCCAGAUAACCUCUAUGAAGGUGGAUUGCAGAGGGAUCUUUUUCUACCCUUCAUCUCCACUUUGAAGGAACGAUGUAUGGUUCAUCAAAUUGGUUCAUCAAUAGACUAUCGGAAGAUGACGUCGGCUGAGGAAGGUUUCUACUUUAUUGGCACGGACUUAUCUGGCUUUCUCAAGCAAAAGUUCCAUCAAUUAAUUGGGGAGCACAUAGCUACUCCACAAGAGGUGGAAGUGGUAAUGGGAAGGAAAUUGAAGGUUUCUCUCGGUGCUAAUGGAUGUGCAUUUUUUCCUUUUGAGGAACUCUGUGAUAGACCACUUGGAGCUGCAGAUUAUUUUGGAUUGUUCAAGAAUUUCCAUACCCUCGCAUUGGAAGGUGUCCCAAUUUUGGGACUACACAAUAGGACAGCAGCAUAUCGGUUUGUCACUUUAGUUGAUGUAAUGUAUGAUAGCAAGGCCAGACUGUUGUGUACAGCUGAAGGGAGUCCUCAAGAGCUUUUUGAAAGGAUAGUGACAAUUUCUGAUGCUAAGAACAUUGCACCUAGAACUUCUUCAAGAUCAAGGAAAAGUGAUGAUUUUGACCUUUGCGUGGACAAUGAACUGGGAUUUGCAAAAGAUCGCACCAUUAGUAGAUUAACUGAGAUGAACAGCAAGGAAUACUUAGAGCAGCAUGCUACUAUGUUUUUAGCCGAGAAGCAGCUCUCAUAGGAAGGUGGCAGUGAGGUGCCUUGUAGGGCGCAUGAUACAGGGAAGGAUCCAAUAUCUUCCCAAAUUGUUAGUAAAAUUGGAGAGUUGCAUAUGGUGAAGCUCAUCUCCCAGUUUUGGUGCCACCAUAAAUUAAAAGGUUUCAUUAUAUCAUCAUCAUUUGAAUAAAAAAUGUAAUAUAUCAUAUCAUAAAUUUGCACAGUUGUAACAAACAUUUUAUGCUAUCAAAGUUAUACCAUUUCAGUCCA